Messenger RNA from Symbiodinium pilosum, 1205 nucleotides. Lineage: Eukaryota; Dinophyceae; Suessiales; Symbiodiniaceae. The record is from the annotation of a GenBank genome assembly.
GUGAACCAUGGAGGCAAACGUUCGUGUUCUUCAUCGUCAAUUCAUAUCGAAGCGCUGGACAAAAGACACUGCGGCCUGUUCUGCACCGGGUCCAGUGGUCCCUGAAGGCAGCUUUCGAAGGCCUAAGGCCUUCUGUGGGUCCGGACUGCAACGCUGAAAGCAUACCAUUGAGACAUCGCCGUCUCGGAAAAAAGCUGUGCCGCCAGUUUGCGCUCACAGAGUUCAAAGGGGAUUGGGAAUAUCACCAGAUGAUCUUCCAGCUUGUGACAAAGUGGAAUGGCAGAUUUAUUUGCCAUCUCUGCAGGGCUUCACGAAGACCCCUAGACGGAGCAAAAUGCUUCAGCCUUUUCGGAGCGCACCACCAACGAAGAAGCUGCGUUGAGUCCAUUGUCGAGUGCAUGCCGCCCGCUCCAGUGCCUUUGAUCUUAGUACCAGGGUACCACCCUGCCUUGAUCAAAUUUUGUGGAAUGCAUACAUUGGCGCUCGGAAUAGUUCAGACAGCCAACGCGGAAUCACUGUUGUGGAUGUACGAUCAUGGAGUGCAUGCAGACACACAAGAUCUUGAUACGCAUCUGCGACAUUCCUACCUUGACUUUCGCCAGUGGCUUUCCAGACACGGCCUGUCGUGCUCGGGAAGGAUGUUUAAUUCCAAACGGAUCCAUUGGCCUGGGGCCGAGUUUCCCUUUCUUGCCUACAAGGCCUUUAAUGGAAGAAUUGUUGCAGCUUGGGCAGCCAGCGUGCUUUGCUCGGCCCAAGUGCAGGCCAAGAUCACCGAACGCAAGCCUUUGGAAACUGAUGAGGCCUAUUCACAGCGGAUGCACUUGAACAGCAUCAUCACCAGCUGCAUGUACGAGCUCGCUGAGUUUCACAACGAUCUGGAAUGCUGCGGCCGCUACCUGUCGGAACCGGAAGCAAUGCAGCUCUACAGAAGAGGAAUGGUGUUCCUGUAUCUGUUCCGCGAAGCCGCCCUCAUUUACAAUCGCCGUCGUGAGCUGCGCUUUCAGCUUCGCCCGAAAUUGCACGCUCUGGAAGAGCUAUUGCGGAGCAUCAAGGUUGAGAGAUACAACCCGCGUUUUUUCCAAAAUUACACCGAAGAAAGUUUCCUGGGAAAUCUUAAGAUCCUGGCCGUCAAAGCUAUAGCGAGCACUCCGAAGCGGUUCGAACACACGAUGCUUGCCCGGUAUAUGCUGAGGACGGGUGUUUAG